This is a messenger RNA of Paramisgurnus dabryanus, 880 nucleotides long. It is a transcript of the gene and3, whose product is annotated as actinodin3. The record is from RefSeq and is a predicted model, not a curated record. Lineage: Eukaryota; Metazoa; Chordata; Actinopteri; Cypriniformes; Cobitidae.
AAGUAUACAUUUGCUUGUCUUUAAUAAUGGUCAAUAUUUGUAGAAUCGAAUCCAGCUGUCAGCAUUGACUCUGAACAGGCCCAUAAUUUUCUGGCCCUUUCUCGUGUGAGGAGAGAGGCUGAUCCAAACUGGCAUCGCAAAAAUCCAGACUUCCAGUCAUACUAUCGCUACUAUAGCAGUAUUGGACACACCGAAGGGCUCUAUGAGAUAGACAGAAUAAGAAUGCUGUACCAGCAGAUGCGUCAUUUGGAGAUCACCUAUGGCCACGAUGCAUCCGAAUAUCAGAAUGCCCUUGGCUUAAAACUUAAGCCCACCUCUGCGCCCACCACACAGCCUCCACCCCCCACCUUGCCACCUUUAUCCAAGGUGGAUGUGAUAUAUUUGUGUAAUGUACAGGACCCCCUGUGCAAACCACGGCUUGUGUACCUGCCCACCGGAGCAGUCCCUGUGCUUUGUGAUCCACGUUAUCACCCAAACUGUCAUUUGAGCUCUGUUCAGGACAAUUCUCCACCUGUAACUUCAGAGUCUGUGGCGUCAGCACCUUCCGUCCCGGAAAAACCUACUUCACCACCUGCUCCUCCUUCUCCAAUGAUUACCAAAGAAACGGAGUACGACUGUGAUCCCUACUGGGACCCUGACUGCCUGAUCGACCACCCACCUAGACAAGUAAAGCCGAUUCAACCACCAGAGCUUCACAACAGUGCUGAGAAAAAGAAGUUAAAGGAACCAGGAAACAAUGUCGUCUUUAAUGCUCCAUUUCCCAACUAUGACCCGUAUGAUUUUAAUCAAGAUUUAUAUGAUCCUUUCCAUCAUGCUGCCCCUGAGUAAACAAAGCAAUUUCAUUUUGAGUGAAAUCAUUUCUGUCUAUAAAGCACAUUUU